Vigna umbellata (rice bean) is the source of this 1287-nucleotide messenger RNA. RefSeq names its product WAT1-related protein At2g37460-like. Gene Ontology annotation, cellular component: membrane. The record is from RefSeq and is a predicted model, not a curated record. Gene Ontology annotation, molecular function: transmembrane transporter activity. NCBI's taxonomy places the organism in Eukaryota, Viridiplantae, Streptophyta, Magnoliopsida, Fabales, Fabaceae.
ACUAUAUAAACACAAGCUAUCUGUGGUGCACCAGUGUGCUAUCUUAUUCUUGUGCCUCAAGAAAUAGGCUAGUCCCAAGCAGAAACAAGAUGGCUUGUUAUCAACAAAAACUGUUUGAAAGACUGAAGCCAUUCAUAGGUGUAGUUUUCUUGCAGUUUGGAUAUUCUGGUAUGGAUGUUCUAUCCAAGGCUGCACUCAACAGGGGAAUGAGUAACUAUGUAUUUGUUGUGUACCGUCAUGUUUUUGCCUUUGUUGUCAUGGCCCCUUUUGCAGUGUUCUUGGAGAAGAAAGUGAGGCCGAAGAUGACGUUUUCGAUCUUCAUGAAGAUAGUGAUUCUCAGCCUGCUAGAGCCAGUUAUUGAUCAAAAUUUAUACUUUUUGGGAAUGAAGUACACCACAGCAACCUUUGCUGUUUCCAUGUACAAUGUUCUCCCUGCCAUUACCUUUGUCAUGGCUUGGAUUCUUAGGCUUGAGAAGAUAAAAUUAAAAAGCACACGCAGUCAAGCAAAGGUGGUGGGAACUUUAGCAACUGUUGCAGGUGCCAUGAUCAUGACACUGAUAAAGGGUCCAAUACUCGAUCUAUUUGGAACACACGCCAGCAAUACAAACAACGUGCAAAAUGGUGGGGUAAAUCUUGAACAUGCAAUAAAGGGAUCAGUGAUGAUCACAAUUGGCUGCUUUAGUUGCGCUUGUUUCAUGAUUCUCCAAGCUAUUACCAUUGAAGCCUACCCUGCUGAACUCUCUCUUACAGCAUGGAUAUGCUUAUUGGGAACGGUUGAAGGUGGCAUAGUGGCACUGGUUAUGGAAAGGAAUAAUUUUUCAGCUUGGUCUCUGAAAUGGGAUACAAAAUUGCUUGCUGCUGUCUACAGUGGCAUAGUUUGCUCAGGAAUGGCUUAUUACAUCCAAGGAGCUGUGAUGAAAGAUAGAGGUCCGGUCUUUGUGACAACUUUUAACCCUCUCUGCAUGGUCAUUGUGGCUAUCAUGGGCUCCUUCUUUCUGGCAGAACAAAUGUACCUUGGAAGGGCAAUUGGUGCUAUCGUGAUUAUUGUAGGACUGUAUCUGGUGGUGUGGGGUAAAAGCAAAGACUACGAGUCAUCAAGUACGAUUACUGAAGAGAAUAUGUUGUCAGCCAAGCAAACAGUAGAAAAGAGCAAUAGCAAAGAAGAACAUUUCAGUAACUUAGGCACCAUAGCACGAGAUGAACAAGUAUGAGGAAACAUAACAAAUUCAAUCUAAAUUUCGGCAAUCAGGGAUAUUUCACCAUCCAAACGCCUAUUUGACAGAAAAA